Messenger RNA from Mustela lutreola (European mink), 1415 nucleotides. RefSeq names its product large ribosomal subunit protein uL16-like. The record is from RefSeq and is a predicted model, not a curated record. Gene Ontology annotation, biological process: ribosomal large subunit assembly; translation. NCBI's taxonomy places the organism in Eukaryota, Metazoa, Chordata, Mammalia, Carnivora, Mustelidae. Gene Ontology annotation, molecular function: structural constituent of ribosome. The transcript has a single exon. Gene Ontology annotation, cellular component: ribosome; cytosolic large ribosomal subunit. The coding region runs from base 889 to 1191 and encodes 100 amino acids.
ACCCUCCUUCUGCAGGGUGGCCAGGAAGGGUCCACCACCUGCCGUUGCUGCCCAAGGCCUGAAACUGUCAAGACACCAAAACAUCUGCUACUGGGACCCCAGGAUGUCAAGGAGCAGGCUCGGAUUCGGCCAACAGUCCUCCCAUUCAAAUUCCUCUCCCUAAGGGACGUCUCUCCCAGAAACCAUGCUGCACCUCUCUGGAAAUUCUUUCUUCUCUGGAACACACACAGGAAGAAGCCCAGAAGUCACCAGACUCCAAAACAGCAGGACAAAGAACAGAGUCCCAGAACACACAACCCCUGGAAAUCAUCAGAGGCCAACACAGCCCAGGGGAGGCUCUGCUGUUCCCAGGUUCCAAGGACUCCGGGAUGGACAGACAUCACGUCGUCUUUGCCCCAACACCCCAGACACCCUGAGUCCCUCUUACUGGAAAAUGUUCACCAGACACAAAUGUUCUCCUCCUGGCAGAAAAAGUACUUAAAAAAAAAAAAAAAAAAAAGAACAUCUGUUCUCUGCCCCUAGUCCCAGAAUGCAUAUUUGCAUAAAAUCUCCAGCAUUUACUUGACUAUUUGGUAAAGAAUGUAUACCCGAGUGUUCUAAGGUCUCUGGGGGCCUCAGACAUUUGUACUUUUGGAGGCUACACCCAGCAGGGUGCUGGAGCGGGCUCGUACCAAUUCGCGGGACCAUCAAAUGUUCAGGCGUUUUUUGAACCUGCUGUUAAACACAGCCACUGCUAAAAAUUAAGUUACAUAAGCACAGUUAAAACACACAGUAUUCUAUGCAGCCUGUUGAUUGUAUGGGUUUCCGUAAGGGACCUUGGAGACAGCCCUUUCAGUGGAUGCUGACGUCUGACCUCAUAGCUAUCUCCAGUUUAGGCUGCACACAGCUAUGCGCAGUGCCUUUGGAAAGCCCCAGGGCACAGUAGCCAGGGUCCACAUUCGCCAAGUCAUCAUGUCCAUCCGUACCAAGCUGCAGAACAAGAAGCCUGUGAUUGAGGCCCUACGGAGGGCCAAGUUCAAGUUCCCUGGCUGCCAGAAGAUCCACAUCUCCAAGAAGUGGGGCUUUACUAAGUUCAAUGUGGAUGAAUUUGAAGACGUGGUGGCUAAAAAGCAACUUGUCCCAGCUGUCUAUGGAGUAAAAUACAUCCCUGACUGUGGCCCCUUGGACAAAUGGAGGGCUCUGCACUCCUGAGAACCUGGCACUAUCCCAUCCUGUCAUAUUCAUGCCCACCAAUAAAUCCAACUUCCUGUCAAAAAAAAAAAAGAAGGGGCACCUGGGUGGCUCAGUUGUUAAGUGGCUCAGGUCAUGGUCCCAGGGUCCAGGGAUCAAGCCCUACAUUGGGCUCCCUGCUCAGUGGGAAGCCUGCUUCUCUCUCUCCCACUCCCCCUGCUUGUGUUCCCUCUCUCGCUGUGUCU